UCAAACUGUGUCUCUCUGAGCAGUCCGUGCUUUUCGGGGAAACAAGUGGACCGAACGGAUCAUGAGCUCUCCUGCAAAUGAGAGCUGAGGCAGAACUUCGGCUCCUUUAUUGUCUGAAACAGUUUUUUUUGAGAGCAGACGAGCUGUUUGUGUUGUUUUAGCAGUGAAACAUAACAGAGAGUUGGUUUGAAAUGUUUUCUGGUUAAUUAAUCGGAAGUCCAUUAUCGGGGAAGAAAAUCACAUAUUUACGAUUUCAGAAGCAUCUUAAUGUGGAUACUGCGUUGAAGCUGCCAUAUUGUCUCCACCACUAAACUUGGUUCCUCUGGGAUAAAGACGCACUGAGACACAGCUGAUCCAAAGAGGUCAGACGCUCUUUGACCCAGAUCCUCUGUAGGAGGACAUGGAGGUCCUGCGGAGGUCUUCUGUGUUUGCCGCAGAGGUCCUGGAUGUGUUUGACCGAUCGUUGACUGAGAAGGAGCUGGUGUCCCAGUCCAAGGCCUUGUGCAGAGACUACAUCCUGUCCAGACUCAACCAGAACGGGCUGGGAUGGUCCAAAACUGAACUCAACCUCUCUCCCUCGAAUGCAGCGCUCGGCGAGGUGUCUUCUGUGCUUCUCUGUCUUGGCGACGAGCUGGAGUGUAUACAGCCCAGUUUGUACAGGAACGUGGCACGGCAGCUCAACAUCUCUGUUGCUAUGGAGAAUAUGGUUUCCGAUGCCUUUAUCGGCGUGGCAACAGAGAUCUUUUCAACAGGUAUAACAUGGGGCAAGGUGGUGUCCAUGUAUGCCGUAGCUGGAGCCCUGGCAGUGGACUGUGUCAGACUAGGACAUCCAACCACCGUUCACAUCUUAGUGGACAGUCUGGGACAGUUCGUCCGCAAGUUCCUGGUUCCCUGGUUGAAGAGACGGGGAGGAUGGGCGGAGAUCACAAAAUGUGUGGUAAAGAAGGAUCUCACUCCUGAACACCACUGGCUGUCCUCUGUCAUCGAGUCCCUGAAAUACUUCCUCACCACGAUGUACGUCUACAUCAUGAAGGAGCCAUGAACAGCCGAGACAGCGCGCACUGAAGUCAUUGUGAUUGUUUGAUACGAGAUUGAAAUCUCAGACCUGUUAAUCAAAGCUGGAGGGAAGAUGGUGACUGUGCUUGAUGGGAAUUGAGCCUGCUGGCAGACAUCAGUCUGUUGCUGAAGGGCCAUCAGCGAAUGUUUCAUCAGCGUCAUGUUUGUGCUGUCUAUGGAUGUCAGAUGAGUCUUUAAGUGAUUACCCUUCAUCCAAAGAGUAGUCACUGUGAUAUUUAAGAGCAUAAAUGGCGAAGAGACAAGUCUGUCUCAUUCCACCUAUUCUGUAUAUUUUCACACUGCUUACACCAGUGCAGUAAACCAGGCUUCUCCAGUGUUGUAAUUGUAGGGUGUGAUGGUAUUCAAUGUGAAUGUGAGCUGUGGGAGGCUGUUCAUACUCCUGAGAUAAAUGUUCGAUUACUUUGCUGUGAUGUUUUGUCUAUAGAGCUAAAGGAGUAUUGAAAAGGUGGGAGCCUUGUUUGUAAUGAAAACUGAUGCUCAGCUGGCUGGGUCUUUGGGUUUUCUGAGUCUGGAAAUGACUGGUGUGAGAUGUUGAAGCAGAGGCGUAAUAUCAGGCCAUACCAACUGCUUACACUUCAUGGGUUUAAUCUACACUAUUGUAUUUUACCAAAGCACAGAGCGUGUCUUUCCUUUUAUAAUCCAGAAUGUUGCGACCUGUUAAAACUUUCUGCUGCAAUUUUAGACACGACUGAUCAAGAAACGCUGGGUCUCAUUGUGCCCACUUUUGGCCAAAGAACUUAAGGACAGAGGAAUGGUACAUACUGAUUGCACAUGUUUUGGUGGUAUUCAUUUACUUUUUAAUUUGUAAAUAGUUUAUUUAUGAUUUUAUUUUUUUUAUAUUUUGAUUAUGACCACUGCAGUAUAAAGAGAGCCGAUACAACAGCUCUACAGGAUGAUUGUGUGGUACGCCCGAUGGUUGUCACUUUCAUAGUGUUAAUUUAUAAAUGUGUGUCUGAACUUUUUUUUUUUUUAAAUCCUCAAUAAACUUAAAUCUUCACACACAGA
Messenger RNA from Toxotes jaculatrix (banded archerfish), 2082 nucleotides. RefSeq names its product BCL2 family apoptosis regulator BOK b (gene bokb). The transcript is spliced from 5 exons. Gene Ontology annotation, biological process: intrinsic apoptotic signaling pathway in response to DNA damage; regulation of apoptotic process; extrinsic apoptotic signaling pathway in absence of ligand. Gene Ontology annotation, cellular component: mitochondrial outer membrane. Lineage: Eukaryota; Metazoa; Chordata; Actinopteri; Toxotidae. Gene Ontology annotation, molecular function: protein homodimerization activity; protein heterodimerization activity. Bases 401 to 1042 code for a protein of 213 amino acids. The record is from RefSeq and is a predicted model, not a curated record.